AUGGCAGCACGAUCAGGGGAGGAUCUAGCAGCUACUCUGUUCGCAGAUAUACAUUAUUAUUAUGGACUGCCAACGGCAAAACCACCUCACCACAGAUUCGAUAAAAGCUCAUAUGUCUAUCUUUUCGAGAAUGCAAGUCAGAGAAGGGCUCGACUUGAAAUAGCUAAUAAUGCCGGCACUCCAGAUCAAGAUGCUUUUACUGGCCACCUCGACUCCGCUCACGUCAAAUACUCUUAUAAACACACCACACUCGUCACUUUGACUGUAGAUGGACCCAAUGGACAGCAACAAAAUAGUCCCAUUGAUGCACAAGAAUGGCAUUUACCAACUUUUGACCCUCGAAAUGAGACCAAAUACAUGUACAGACUUCACACUAUUGAUUUAUACUUCUGGAGUAAAGAAGAUGCACUCAAUUUUGUGAAUGGAGUGCGGAGGGUCUUACCACAACAUCAGAUUACAAUUGAGGAUGAGCCAAUACUACCACCAUCUCACGCGGAUGAGAUGAGUCCUGUGGUUCAACAAUUGGAAAACGUAGCUAUCUCGGAUCCUUCAUAUCAACAUGGUAGGACCAAGACAUCUCGAACUUCUCCUCCAGCUGCUAUAAAAGUCUCAUUUCCUGGACCCCCGCCUUCCUCGAGUCCACAGUCACAAGCUCCUGCUACUACUUUUGCCCCGAUGGCCUAUAAUCCAGCUGCACCAGCCGCCCCUGAAGUUAUCCAGCAUCGGGAAAAGACACCUCCACCCGAAGAUGGAGCUGGAAAUCCACUUGUGCAUGCAGCAACUUCAGACCAAGGACAAUUCUCUCCGCCCUCACAAUUUCAGCAACAUCCAGGCUUUUCGGCAACAGCCCCACCACCACAAUUUCAAAGGCAGCAAACUUUCCCCAUGAUGUCUCCACCGCAACAUUCGGCGCACGGACAAGGUAAUUUCAAGGCAGUCACUCCACCACCCCAACAUACCAAUACCCCUCCGAACUCCAACUACCACGCUGGCUCUGUCCCCUCUACGAACGUACUUCGUUCCCCAUUUUCCCCACAAGUUGCACCUCAAAAUACUUCAUUUGCACCUCCACCCACAUCAAACUCUCCUAUCACUUUCGCACCACCACCCACUGACAAUAACCAACCUCUCGCAACUCCCACGGGCCCUGCACCACCCGCCUACUCCUCACCCCCUAUCUCACCAACCCAAGGGCCCAUAACCCAAUAUGCGACCUUCCCUUCCACCAGCUCCUACCCAUCCCACAACCUACCUACUCCAGGCCUCUUUUCCCCUGGUUUCGCCCCACAACACCAAAACCCUCCCGUUUCCUCUCCCGCCCCAGGUCUCCAACCUCUAUCCCCUCCAGGAGGUUUUGCAAACUAUACGUAUACGGGUGUGCAAAACAGUUUUGGAAAAGCGUUGAUGACACAAAGUGAUUACAAUAUUCAUCAACAGGUUUAUAGACCGACUGAAAUAGAGGCGGAGUUAAAGAAAAAUGGGAGUGGAAAGAAGAAGAAGGAUGCGGAAAAUGGGAAGGGUAAGGAAAAGGGACCUAGAGGGAGAUUGGAAGAUAAUGCGGCAAGGUUGGAAAAGGGAGUUACGGGGAUUUUAAAGAAGCUUGAGAAAAAGUAUGGAUAG
This is a messenger RNA of Sclerotinia sclerotiorum 1980 UF-70, 1620 nucleotides long. RefSeq lists its product as hypothetical. The record is from RefSeq and is a predicted model, not a curated record. The coding region runs from base 1 to 1620 and encodes 539 amino acids. The transcript is spliced from 3 exons. Lineage: Eukaryota; Fungi; Ascomycota; Leotiomycetes; Helotiales; Sclerotiniaceae.